AUGACCUAUCAUCAACGACAAGAUCAUCGUCGCUUGACCAAAAUAAAACGUAGCAUCGGAGCGAUGGAGAAGCUCAAUCUUCCCUUUGGAGAAUGGUCUGUGUCAGAAACAAAAAAUGGCCGAGAUGAUUGGACGAAAGAGAAUAAGAAAACACAGACUUCAUAUAUUACAAUUUCUGCUUUACUCUCUACCUGUGCCCUUUGGUUGGCUCGUAAAACACUUAGCUAUCGUUACAUUCGCUUUGUUAUUAAUGAAGAAAAGAGACUGCUGCUAGAGAAACUCCCAAAGGAGUUAAGUUUAACUUCACAAAAUUCGUUAGCUAAGCUUGAAAAAUGCAAUCUUGGAAAUGAGAUUUGUUUGGUUACCAAUUCCAGAGAUAUUGUCAAAUACAUGAAUGAAGUACAUAAUCGUUGGUUAAGGUUACCGUUAUUUUGGCGUUUAAUGAAUGCAUUUGGGGCAUUUUUGAUUUGUAAUACGGCCGUGUUGUGCUAUCUGGUAAUAAUUGUUGCGCAUGGUCAAGCUGCCUGUUUACUUACAUUUCCACUUACAAUAUUAGUCUUCUUUUGGGGAGCUAUCACUGAACAGAGGCGUCGUUUGCUUUGGACUAUUGCUAUUUUUUAUGUAGAGACAAUGAUAAUAGUAUCAGUUUGCUUUAAAUAUACCUCUUUACCGUGGUUAUGCAAAGAAUGGAUGAAAUGUGGUAAAUGGAGUAUGGCAAUGAUUGGACGAUUUAUUGGUAUCGCUGGUGAACCAAUAUCGGUUGUCAUAUUUUGUCUUCUCGUUCUCGUUCUCUUCACCCACCGUCAUAAUAUGAGACGAAAUGGUUUUUGGUAUGCUUCGAGUACAGAAUUGCUACAGAAUGAAGAUCAUAAGAAAUGUUGCUUGUGGUCAGUAUUAUUGGAUAUCUUAAGAUUACGACAACGUGCUCCUUCCAACUACUAUCCGUGGAUGAUUUUGUCUGAUUUACUUGCUCUUAUCACAAUGAUUAUUAAUUUUUCCGAUUUUGAUUUGGCACGACGGGAUGCGUUCACAUUAUUGGAGAGUAAAAGUAGCUUGUUGCCAGAUACAUUUGUUUACUACUUUAUGAUAAGUCUUGGCAUGAUUAUAUUGGAUCGAAUAAUUUACCUCAAAAGAGCAAUACGAGUGAAAUUUGUAUAUUUGGUGGUUGAAGUUAUUGGAAUUCAUGUUUACAUCGUCACAAUAUUAUUAAUUUCACCAGAAAUCGAUGAGAAUCGUCAAAUGGCGGUCGGCCUAUUUAUUUGGUACCUAGCUCGUGGUAUACACAUGCUGUCAAGUGCAUUUCAAGUACGAGACGGCUAUCCAAAAUUCAUCGUUGGUGAUGUGAUGAUGAAAUCUAAUCCAAUAAGUUGGGCUUUAUAUGUCGGAUAUUUUUACACCGUUCCAGUGUUUGAAAUAGCAACAAUUCUUGAUUGGACAUUUACAUCAACAACUUUAACUCUAUUAGAUUUUUAUAUUUUGAAGACAAUUAAUUAUUACUUAUACUUUAUCAAAGGCAUGCGAAAACUGGAAGCGUUCUACCCAAGAAAGCGUGCGGAACUGACUUCAAUUCCAGUCAAGAUAUUUUUGGGCGGAGGAAUACUCAUUGCAAUAUUUGUCAUUCUCGUUAUGUUAAUUCUAUUCAUAUCUGAAAAUAUGUUUGUUGGGAUUUUCCUUCCAAUCCAAAUGGUAUUCACAUUGAGAAUUAGUCAACAACCGAUAUUAUAUGAGUGUCAUUUGGAAGAUUUACCUUUGAUCAGCGAUCAAGAGUACAAUCAUUUAAUCAAAUACUUUGCCUUUGAUAUAUAUGCGCAAAAUUUUAUAAAAUCACUCGGUGCGGAAACUAUUGUUAAGGCUACAUUACCCUUUCGAAGUAUGGUUCAUUAUGUUCAUCCAGGAUGGAAAUUGCAAUUGAUACAACUAGCAAACAGGUCCAUCGAUGGGCUAAAACUGAAAUCACGAAUUUAUCUGAGAAGAAUGCGUGUCAAGGAACAGACAGAUAAUUUACUGAAAAAAACGGAUACAACACCGUUGGAAACUGCUCGUGAAUGGGAAAUGGAAAUAGAACAACAUGAGUUGCAACAAGUUAUCGAUGUACUUAAAUCAACAAACUGCUCAGAUAUCUUCGAAAUGGACAUAUCGGAAAUAAUUCGUCCGCUGAUUACGGUACCCAAUGGUGAUUUAAUGUAUGAAAAUCCAACCAUUGGUGAAGAACAAUUCAGCCACCGUUUCGCUUAUUUCAAUUAUUCAUUCAAAUACAUGACAAAAUUGUUGUUUAAACCAGAUUGUACAACUGAGGAAGGAGUUUCGAUACCGGAUAUUGUUACGUUGGAACAGUAUGGUAUUAGCCAUGACGGAUCGAUAAUUGGGAAAGCAGAAGCACCAAAAUUUUUAUUUUUUGUUUCGAAAGUAUCUUCCAGCUAUCUACGACUUUUGAAUAUUUCUACUCCGUCAUUAAUAAUGACAUUUGCAAUGGUAUAUUUACUUAGCUUUAAGUUACGCGACAUAUUGAUGACAAAGCCAUUCGAAUUAACAUUCCGUGAAUUAGGCGAUCCGUGCCGUUUGAUACGACUUUGCACCAGUAUAAGUAUAGCUCGUGAAGCAAAAUUAUAUGAUUUGGAGCAUGAUCUAUACGGGAAGUUGAUUUAUAUUUUGCGAUCUUCGGAAGCAUUAAUUCGUUAUACGCAAUAUAAAAUGAAAAAUAUUAUCUGA
This is a messenger RNA of Cercopithifilaria johnstoni, 2709 nucleotides long. NCBI's taxonomy places the organism in Eukaryota, Metazoa, Nematoda, Chromadorea, Rhabditida, Onchocercidae. The record is from the annotation of a GenBank genome assembly.